This is a messenger RNA of Camelina sativa (false flax), 2072 nucleotides long. NCBI's taxonomy places the organism in Eukaryota, Viridiplantae, Streptophyta, Magnoliopsida, Brassicales, Brassicaceae. The record is from RefSeq and is a predicted model, not a curated record.
GUUUGAGGAGUCCAAAAGCAUCACUAUCUUUGCUUCUUCGGCAACCGUGUCUGAGACAGUGAGAGAGACUCCGAGGAAGACUGAGGGGAAAUAAAGAAAUAGAAAGAGCGAAGAAGACAAUGGAGAGCAGCGAGGAAGACGACGAGUACCCAUAUAUCGAAAGCAUCAUUCCUCAGUCAAAGAUCGAUUCCGUUCACCAGUCGCUCACCGAAAAGGGAAUUAGAAAACUGUGCUGUGAGCUUUUGGAUUUAAAGGAUGCUGUGGAAAAUAUGUGCGGUGAUAUGCGUACUAAGUACCUUGCUUUCUUACGGAUAUCUGAAGAAGCAGUGGAGAUGGAGCACGAGUUGGUUGAGCUACGGAAACAUAUAUCUUCGCAGGGGAUUCUUGUGCAGGAUCUGAUGGCUGGAGUUUGCCGUGAGAUGGAUGAUUGGAAUCGAUCAGCUGGUGAUGCAGAUGACGUUCAAGACAAAGAUGAUCCCUUGCCUGAUGAAGUAACUGAUCCAAAGUCUGAGUUUCUUGAGAAAAUUGAUCUUCUUUUGGCUGAACAUAAAGUGGAUGAGGCACUGGAGGCGAUGGAUGCUGAAGAAAGAAACUGCCCAGAUCUUAAAGGAUCAGUNACACUUUCACUCCCGAAAACAGAGUGGUUCACGGAGGCAGCCAAGUCAGCAAUCAACAGGCUACUGACGGGGUCUGAGGAUGCUUCAGAACCGGAAGAAGAUGAGUGUGAAGAAGACGAUAAUCACAUCGUCCUCCCUGAGAUAGAUGAAGAGGAAGACUCAGAUUCCGCAGAAACAUCUUCACUUUCAACCAUGGACUCGUUCGAGUCAUUCGCCUCUGCGAGCAUGGCUGACCUAGAGAGUCCUUCCUUCACCGAUUCUGAGGACUCAAUCGAAAUCUCCUGCGUUUUUCUUUUUCCCCNCUUUGGGGAAAGUGUAUUAACAAGGAUACUGCAACUAUAUGAUAAAUACAUCGACUUUCUGAUCAAAGCCUUGCCUGGACAUUCAGAUGAGGAUGGUCUCCCUGCGCUCCAAGAUAAUAACGUACUCGCUAGAGCUGAGACAGAUUCUGAGCAGCUUGCUCUUCUUGGAGCGGCGUUUACAAUACUUGAUGAACUGUUACCAAAAUCACUUGUUAAAGUCUGGGAACUCCAGAUUGAAAAUGGUGGAGGAGAAGGUGAGAGUAGUGCUGCUCUAAACAGUAGCGCUGCACCAGAACUGAAAGAAUGGAAACGCCACAUGGUUCAAGCAUUUGACAAAGUCAGAAACUACUUCUGUCUGCAGUUUGUCUUGAGCUUCAUCUACUCCAGGGAAGGGCUAACACGAUUAGACGCGCUCAUUUAUUUAACCGAAAUACCAGAUGACUCGAAUCUGCCCUCUUUACCGUUUCAGGCAUUGCUUUCUAAGCUACAACAGUUGGCCGUAAUUGCGGGGGAUGUUUUGCUUGGUAAAGAAAAGCUGCAAAAGAUUCUACUAGCGAGAUUAACGGAGACGGUUGUAAUCUGGCUAUCAAACGAGCAGGAGUUUUGGAGUGCAUUCGAGGACGAGUCAAAUCCACUUCAGCCAUCUGGGUUGCGACAGUUGAUCCUAGACAUGAACUUCACAGUUGAGAUCGCGCGGUUUGCGGGGUAUCCAUUUAAAGUAGUUCAGAACCAUGCAUCAGUGGUGAUCAAUCGAGCCAUCAACAUAUUCUCCGAAAGAGGCAUCAACCCACAAAGUUCACUCCCGAAAACAGAGUGGUUCACGGAGGCAGCCAAGUCAGCAAUCAACAGGCUACUGACGGGGUCUGAGGAUGCUUCAGAACCGGAAGAAGAUGAGUGUGAAGAAGACGAUAAUCACAUCGUCCUCCCUGAGAUAGAUGAAGAGGAAGACUCAGAUUCCGCAGAAACAUCUUCACUUUCAACCAUGGACUCGUUCGAGUCAUUCGCCUCUGCGAGCAUGGCUGACCUAGAGAGUCCUUCCUUCACCGAUUCUGAGUCUUGACCACUUUUGUAUUUUUUGUUGUUGUAGUAUCAUCGAGUAAAAUAUAUACUUUUAACCAGAAAUCAGAUAAUUUAUCCGGUUUAGAUUGGUUUA